This is a messenger RNA of Cercocebus atys (sooty mangabey), 3871 nucleotides long. It is a transcript of the gene HSD3B7, whose product is annotated as hydroxy-delta-5-steroid dehydrogenase, 3 beta- and steroid delta-isomerase 7. Gene Ontology annotation, biological process: steroid biosynthetic process. Gene Ontology annotation, molecular function: 3-beta-hydroxy-Delta5-steroid dehydrogenase (NAD+) activity. NCBI's taxonomy places the organism in Eukaryota, Metazoa, Chordata, Mammalia, Primates, Cercopithecidae. The transcript has 6 exons. The record is from RefSeq and is a predicted model, not a curated record. Bases 268 to 1512 code for a protein of 414 amino acids.
GCGGAAGGGGACGGUGUGUGGGCUGGCCAGCCCUGGACGAAAGAAGAGGGCCCCUCCAGGCCAGUCUGGGCACCCUGGGACAGCGGCUGCAGCCAUCAGCAGGGGCAGAUGGCUGGUGGCCUGGUUGCUGCAGCUCCCAGGAUCAGCUCUGCCCUCCCCCCAAACGCCAGCCUCUUCAGUGCUCCAGGGCACCUCCAGCAGUAACAGGUGGUUGCGGCAGGUGGCAGCCAGUCCCUGGGUGAGCCAAGGUCUUUUCCCCAGCCGGGCAUGGCCGACUCUGCACAGGCCCAGAAGCUGGUGUACCUGGUCACAGGGGGCUGCGGCUUCCUGGGAGAACACGUGGUGCGAAUGCUGCUGCAGCGGGAGCCCCGACUCGGGGAGCUGCGGGUCUUUGACCGACACCUGGGUCCCUGGCUGGAGGAGCUGAAGACAGGGCCUGUGAGGGUGACUGCCAUCCAGGGGGACGUGACCGAGGCCCAUGAGGUGGCAGCAGCUGUGGCCGGAGCCCAUGUGGUCAUCCACACGGCCGGGCUGGUAGACGUGUUUGGCAGGGCCAGUCCUGAGACCAUCCAUGAGGUCAACGUGCAGGGCACCCGGAACGUGAUCGAGGCUUGUGUGCAGACUGGAACACGGUUCCUGGUCUACACCAGCAGCAUGGAAGUUGUGGGGCCUAACACCAAAGGUCACCCCUUCUACAGGGGCAACGAAGACACCCUAUAUGAAGCAGUGCACAGGCACCCCUAUCCUUGCAGCAAGGCCCUGGCUGAGCGGCUGGUCCUAGAGGCCAAUGGGAGAGAGGUGAGCCCAGAAAUAGGAGGCGCAGAGAUGGGGCUCCUGCCCUGUACACCCCCUUACCCCGCCAGCCCAAGGAAGCUGGGGCUGAGAGCGAGCUGUCAGGUCUCAGGUCUCAGCAGUGCCUGCCUUUGCCACCAGGUCCAUGGGGGGCUGCCCCUGGUGACGUGUGCCCUUCGUCCCACGGGCAUCUACGGUGAAGGCCACCAGAUCAUGAGGGACUUCUACCGCCAGGGUCUGCGCCUGGGAGGUUGGCUCUUCCGGGCCAUCCCGGCCUCUGUGGAGCAUGGCCGGGUCUAUGUGGGCAAUGUGGCCUGGAUGCAUGUGCUGGCAGCCCGGGAGCUGGAGCGGCGGGCAGCCCUGAUGGGCGGCCAGGUGUACUUCUGCUACGACGGAUCGCCCUACAAGAGCUACGAGGACUUCAACAUGGAAUUCCUGGGCCCCUGUGGACUGCAGCUGGUGGGUGCCCGCCCACUGCUGCCCUACUGGCUGCUGGUGUUCCUCGCUGCCCUCAAUGCCCUGCUGCAGUGGCUGCUGCGGCCGCUGGUGCUCUACGCGCCCCUGCUGAACCCCUACACGCUGGCCGUGGCCAACACCACCUUCACUGUCAGCACCGACAAGGCUCAGCGCCAUUUUGGCUAUGAGCCCCUGUUCUCGUGGGAGGAUAGCCGGACCCGCACCAUUCUCUGGGUACAGGCCGCUGGGAGUUCAGCCCAGUGACGGCGGGGCUGGGGCCUGGAGGCCCAUCAUGGCACAUCCACCCAGGUCCUGAGCCCUCACACCCUGGACGGGAAGGGAUGGCUGCAUUCCAGAGCAGGAGAUAGGGCUCUGGGGCCAGAAUGGCUGUCCUAGAGCCCUCCACAUUUUUUUUUUUUUUUUGAGACAGGGUCUUGCUCUGCCACCGAGACUGGAGUGCAGUGGCGUGAUCAUAACUCACUGCACCCUCAACCUCCUGGGUUCAAGUGAUCCUCCUGCCUCAGCCUCCUGAAUAGCUGGGACCACAGGUGCACACCACCACAUCUGGCCUUUUUUUUUUUUUUUUUUUUUUUGGUAGAGGCAGGGUCUCACUAUAGUGUCCAGGCUGGUCUUGAACUCCUAGGCUCAAGUGAUCUUUCCACCUGGGCCUCCCAAAGUGCUGGAACUACAGGUGUGAGCCACCGUGCCCGGCCCAAGCCCUCCACAUCAUCAAUCCAGGAGCCUUGAGUCUGUGUUUUGUCCUGACGCCUCGAAGUCCUAGGGCUGUCAGGAUACAAGGGCAGGGUUUGGGGACAGAGUGUCCUUCCUCUGUCCUCUCACCCCGGUCCUGAUGGCCGCUUGGUGAGGGUCGGUGCCCUGGCGACCUGCCCGGGCUCUCUUCUGGCUUUCUGAGCAGGAAGCGAGCAGAGGCUCCACAGGCUCACGCUGCUCUCCUGACAUCCACGCAUGACCUUCAGGUCUCAGUGCAGAGUGCAGAGGCGGCUCUGGUUCCUCCAGCCACCUCAGUCCCUCUUUGGGAAGUGAUGUUCCCAUUGUUUUUCAAAGGCCUCACCUUCAACCGUCUGUCUUAGAAUUCCCCUCUGGAGGGCUGCGGCCUCCCUACGCUUUCACUUCCCACCUCUCUACCCAAGUUCCUUCCCUGCACAUUACCAGCCCCAGGCCUGGGGAUGUCCCAGAUGCUGUACCUGGCUGCGCCCAGAUUAAAAGCCUCAUCCACGACUGUGUCCAUCUGUCUGUCCAGCUCUCCCUCCCGCCCCCCGCACCCCGUGUCCGCCUCCCCACGGCGCCCAUCCCACAUGGGGACAGAAGGAAGUGAGCACACAGCACGCCCGCUGUUGGAUUGGUUGCUAUUUCUCCCGUCCCACAGGGCCCGACCUGGCCCGGGGUGGGGUGGGGGGCUCUGGGGACAGGACAUGCAGGGCGGAAGGGGGGGCGGGGGCAGGAUUUUCCUGUGUUUUAUCCAUUUGCAAGUUGGUCACCAAUAGAGAGAAAUGGGACUCUGAGGGCUAACAGGAGAGGGCGGCCUGGCUCUGGGCCCCAGCCAGGCCCCAGGAGUCCUGUCCCCUCUGGGGAGGGGAGGGAGAGAGCUCUAGAAACCAACGGAGAAACAGAGAAGGGGGCAGGGGCUCAUGUCAGCAAACACAGCUACAUCACGUGACACGCCAGCGACACAGAAACACACGCCAACGCACACGGCUGCACAGCGGGCAGGGGCGGUUAGGGGAACGGGAGCCGGGGGCCACCCAUCUUGUCCUCUGCGGGGCGGGCUGGGGGGCAGGGUGAAUGCAUAGAACACGUCAUGUGUACACGCUCAGGGCGUGGCAAGAGCGUGCGACCCACGGGCACAUGGGAUGGACACGCAGUGUGCUUCAUGAGGGACGGGAACAGGGAGGAGGGGGAGGAGGAGCACAGAGCCCUGGCCAGGCCCGGGACCACCCGCAGGGCACACGUGGGCUCGAUGGUUGUAGGCGCCUGGGCAGGCGGCACACAUUUGUCCGAGAACAUGCAAAAGACACCAGCCCCCAGACAACACACCAGGACGCACACAGACAGCAGCCGACAAGCAGACACAUCAUAGGAUGCGGGGGACGCGUAGAAAGUCAGGGCACAGCAGACCCUUGGAGAUCCCCUGGUCCACCUGAGGCCCAGAGAGGGGCAGCUGUGGGCCCGAUGCCACUACAGGCGGUGGAAGCGGUGCCCCAGCCAUGCUGCAACCCUUCUCCUGUGGCCCCAAGGCCGUGGGACUUCCAGAAACACCUGGGCUGAAUGGGGGUCCUGUCCAGCCAGGCAGAAGAGGGGACUGGGGGCUGGGGUCUGCUCUGGCAUCUCCCAGGCAGCCCGAGAUGGGAACAGGAAGGCUGUGGCCAGACUUGGGGCAGACUUCCUGUCCUGCAGAGGGUGGUUCUGGGAAGGGACAGGCAGGCCCCCAGGUCAGCACAGCCCACCCGGGGUUACGCACAUGGCCAUACUGACACGCACACAGGACAGGGGAGAGCUCGGCUAUCUGAGCUGGAGUAGAGGCGGAGGGGUACUGUGUUCUGGGAGGUCACAUCUAUAUGGCCACACACACACACAAUGCACACACACACACAAUGUACACACA